AUGCUAAACUCUGUUAGUGGUAUCGCCCACACAGAACGACGAGGAACACGGAAGUGGCUCGCUGAUUGUAGUCAUUUCCGCUUUCAGACAAGAGCCGGAUAAAGAGAAAUGACAGCGACUUUGCGUCCAUACCUGAAUGCAGUACGAGCAACACUGCAGGCAGCGCUCUGCCUGGAAAACUUCUCCUCACAGGUAGUCGAGCGCCACAACAAACCUGAGGUUGAAGUCCGGAGCAGUAAGGAAUUGUUGCUUCAGCCAGUUGUGAUUAGCAGAAAUGAUAAAGAGAAGGUCCUUAUAGAAGGUUCAAUCAACUCUGUUCGUGUCAGCAUUGCAGUAAAGCAGGCUGAUGAGAUUGAGAAGAUUCUGUGCCACAAGUUCAUGCGCUUUAUGAUGAUGAGAGCCGAGAACUUUUUCAUUCUGCGGAGAAAGCCAGUGGAGGGCUUUGAUAUCAGUUUCCUCAUCACUAACUUUCACACAGAGCAGAUGUAUAAGCACAAGUUGGUGGAUUUUGUCAUCCACUUUAUGGAGGAAAUUGACAAGGAAAUCAGCGAGAUGAAACUCUCAGUCAAUGCAAGGGCACGAAUAGUUGCUGAAGAAUUCCUCAAGAAUUUUUAAGAACGUACCUGCUCAACCUCAGCACACUGCAACACUUCACCAUGGUCAGCAUAAGCAGGAUGGAGGUUUAUCUGGGACCUUGAAAGUCCAGCAAGCAACAGAGAGUGAAAGAGGGGACACAAUUCAGGGUGUGUGUCCUUGCCCCUGGACUGAAUUCCGAGUAUUGCAGUGAUCUCAACCAAAAGCACUCAUGGAAUUCCAAGACUCUCCGUUCAGCUGUACUGUUCUGUAGCUAUUAAAAUUGCAUUACUAAUCUUGUUGUGCCAACUUCAUUUGCUUGCUUGCUAACUUGCUCCGAAAACUUUCUAUACUACGUCAUGAUCUUUUUUGAUAGUCAUAUCCACUUAUCUCUUCCCUUCUGCAGUUUGCUCCUUUAACAUUGUCAUCAUUCCAUAUAGUUAAAUGCUCACAAUGCUGCAGUAUGCAUUCACCUGAUCUUCCUCCAUGCUCAUGAAUCGCCAUCUGUAUAGAUGCUGAACAAACCUUUAAUAUCAGGGUGGACAUUCUUAAAGUCUUGAGCAUAAAAGGGAAAAAAAAUGAGCCAAUGUUUCAAUAAUGUAAACUGUGUCAAUGCUCUUGAAUUAUUUGUAAAAUAUAUGUAUAUUGUGUGCAUAGUGACAUUUUCAUGUCUGAUUUUGAUAUAUUGACCUUCAUGCUAUUGCACAUGGAUUACAUAAGACCUUAUUAGUUGUAGAGAGAAGAUAAUGAAACGAUUAUGAUGAUAAAUAAACAUCCCUUUAUUGCUUGUAA
Molecule: messenger RNA, 1365 nt
Organism: Hemibagrus wyckioides
Lineage: Eukaryota; Metazoa; Chordata; Actinopteri; Siluriformes; Bagridae
Gene: arpc4
Product: actin related protein 2/3 complex, subunit 4
Exons: 6
Coding region: 109-615 (168 amino acids)
Biological process (GO): actin filament polymerization; Arp2/3 complex-mediated actin nucleation
Cellular component (GO): Arp2/3 protein complex; actin cytoskeleton
Molecular function (GO): actin filament binding
Source: RefSeq, a predicted model, not a curated record